GUUCAGUGCUCCCAUCCGAAAUUGCUCUUUGUCCAACCUAAGGUAUGACGUCACACAAGGGCCAUCCAUUAAAACGCGGCUUGGUCGUUCGUCUGUGUUGACAUUGUUUCACGAUGUCUAGCGUUGACGACAUUUAGGGGGACAUGAAGUUAAGGGAAAAACUGUGAUACAUUAUCAUAAGGUUAAAAUUGGUUUAAGACAUGGGAUGACUUUUAAGUAUAAGGAGCCUUUUGAGUCGGCAAGUGGGUUUACGGCCCUUACUCCGUUCGAAAGAAUAGAAACGUAAGUUUUUAGUUAUUUUAAGAUAAAUAAAAUAUAUAUGUUUAUCGAGUAAAGCAAUUCUAUUUGUAUUUACUUAACAAAGUGUGUGCUCUAUUACCAUUGAUAAGCAAAAAAGUCUAUUCAAACUAGUAGAGAUGAGUUUCCCCAAACCUUUGAGUUCAGCUGACCUGUGGACAUGUCUCCAAAUCACCGGGACAGGUGCCCGAUUUAUUAAUUACUAUUUAUUUAUUGAUUGGACCAUUUAUAUUCGUGUUGCGCUGGACCGGCAACGAAAGGCGGGCGGACCGGUACCGGGCCACUGGCCACCAUUUGGGGAACACUGUAACAAGGGUCGAUUUAAGGCCUUUGUAAAAUUUUGAAUGCUCGAUUUUAAAUUGUGCACAAGCGCAAAUCCUUAGAGGUUUUCAAGGGCUCUCUGACCUGUGUUUUGUUUAUACUUACAAUGUGCGUCUAGUUUAUGUAACUAAGCAGCACCAACGAUCCUCCUAAAGUUUAUGCUUCAGCCACUCGAGAAAAUAUUAAAACCGAAAAAAAUUGGAAUAAUGUCUCGUAUGACCAAACAUUUCAAAAUACAAUAUAUUGUUUAAAUGACAGUUGCAACAGCCUAUUUAAAAAAAAAUAAUAAUAUGGGAUUCAAAUGAGUAAGCUCUUCAAACCAAAGUCAGACAUUACAACACAAAUGUCAGAACAAUCCUAAUCCAUGGAGCCGAAACGUGAAAAAACAAAGGAGAGCAUUACGCAGGAAGUUCAGACCUUCAACAGCAUUUGCCUGAGAAAGAUCCCGAACAUAAAACGUCAAAAUAAGGGCGAAACAAAAGGCGUGGCGAAAUACAGGGCAAAAGGCGUGGCGAAAUACAGGGCAAAAGGCGUGGCGAAAUACAGGGCAAAAGGCGUGGCGAAAUACAGGGCAAAAGGCGUGGCGAAAUACAGGGCAAAAGGCGUGGCGAAAUACAGGGCAAAAGGCGUGGCGAAAUACAGGGCAAAAGGCGUGGCGAAAUACCGGGCAAAAGGCGUGGCGAAAUACCGGGCAAAAGGCGUGGCGAAAUACCGGGCAAAAGGCGUAUGUAAAUCAGUAAAUCACAAAACAAUACAACAGAACGGACACACAUUCCAUCAAAUGAAGCGCUGCACUGUACAGCGAUUUCGGUUGGUAUUUAUUGAACAUUAAUGCAGCCACCACUCUCUGAGUUAACUGUUCCAACCGAAGCACCUUUCAGCUGUUAUGAAAUAAUUCGUCAAGGGACCUUUCAGAUGAUAUGGGACCUUUCAUGAUGUCAUCGAUCCCAUCGGUCACGUGAACCUCAGCAGCAGAGUUCUGAAUUGCAAAUGGCGGCAGCGUUGUUGUGCAGCGCGCGUGAAGUGCCCUCAAAGUGCACGGAAACCCCGAGAGUGACGGUUGAAAUGUCAAGGUCAGGCUGUUGUGACACUUCAGUUUAAUGAAGCCAUCGAUGUGACAGUUCGGAGUACGAUUCAAUGGGCGCCUGCUUCCAUAGUCAGGUGACUUUUGAUAUGUCUGUACUUAUUUUACAGAUACUACUCUACACAUAAAUUGUUAAUGAUGACAAAAAUAUCGUCACCGGGUUUCAAAUAGACAGUCAUAUUGUCUCAGAGGCAAACCUUUUGUAAGACAUCUGUCUCAACCGCUAGUGGUGUAGGAAUUGACGUAGAGAUUUUCUGUUAACUUUUUUACCAACUGAAUAUUUUACAAAAGCAAAAGGAUUGGAGACAGAGAUAGACGUGAUAGACAGACAGACUGACAGACUGACGGACAGAAAGACAGACGGACGGACGGACGGAUGGACCGAUGGACAAAUAGAUAGAUAGAUAGAUAGAUAGAUAGAUAGAUAGAUAGAUAGAUGGAUGGAUGGAUGGAUGGAUGGAUCCUACCUACCUACCUACCUACCUACCUACCUACCUACCUACCUACCUUGGAUGGAUGGAUGGAUGGAUGGAUGGAUGGAUGGAUGGAUGGAUGGAUGGAUGGAUGGAUGGAUGAUGGAUGGAUGGAUGGAUGGAUGGAUGGAUGGAUGGAUGGAUGGAUGGAUGGAUGAUGGAUGGAUGGAUGAUGGAUGGAUGGAUGAUGGAUGAAUGGAUGGAUGGAUCAAUGGAAUAGAUAAAUAUAUAUUUAACCUUUAACCAACUUUAAACUGAAUUUCCUCUUGCUGUCCUCCACAUACUCAUGUUCUUGGAUUAAAAACUAAAUCAAUCAUUAAGUGAAAUCUUAAUUAACUUGCACCCAUUAUGUAGGAUUUAUGACGCGUACACAACAUAAUUGUUCAAACAUAAAUACAGUUUUUUUUUAAAUUUGAACUUCAUGUGCGAAAUAUUAAUUUAAGUUCGUGCAGUGGAUGUCUAAGAUAAAAGUAAGACACCACAGUGUUCGCAGGGUUGGCGGCGGAGUCAAAACUGCUAUUGCGACAUCUAGGACUUGUAACUUCGUCAUAUCGAUUCUUGUGGCAAAUAUAGAUUGGGGGAGCACUUGUCAAGUUUCGUUCAUAUGUUGGCGCUCCCUUACAGCAUUAAAAGAAUAAGGAAUCGCAUUAAAAUCACAUUGCUAUCAGUUGAAGCAGGCCACACUUUGCAGUGAAUGACAUGUAAGAAUUUCAAAACAGUCAACUUAAAAAUUAUGUGGGCUUGUGGGAUAAUCGACAAAAUAAUUGUCACCAGCAGUUUGAGGUGAACACAGAGAUUGACCAGCUCUGAGAGAGUGAGUGAGUGAGAGAGAGAGAGAGGGAGAGAGAGAGAGAAAAAAAAAAAGAGAAUGAACAGAGAAAGGAAUAUAGAUAGAUCACAUAUUCAAAGAGGAAAGUUAGAUAGAAAGAGGAAAUGUGGUGACAGACUGACGCAUGGACAGAUACAACAUAGAGAGAGAGAGAGAGAGAGAGAGAGAGAGUGUGUUGACACUGUCCAUGUCCACCAAAGCAUGACCAGGCUGUUGACAUCGAUUUAUGCAGACGACCUUGAUCUGGGAUCACCGUAAAAAUAAAAUCAUUAUUAUAAUUCUCCCAGUUUUGUUUAUCUAGGUCAGGGCCAGUGUGGGAGCCACGUCGGCAAAGGCAUUACACUUUCUAUCAGUUUUCUAUUGACACCCUGUAAAGCCACACACAUAUCUACACAUGUAAACAAACACCUUGCUCUGUAUUGAUAUUACACAGUACGUGCACUUUACCUCACUGUUUGUAACCCUGUCUCCCCCAGACAUGUCAUAGUACCGAGACAGGUAGACCGACCUGUGCACUGCACCGACUAACAAGGUACUCCAGUGUUAGUUUACUAAUGACUUUCCACAUUGAAUUUUUUUUUCAAUGUUCCUAUUAGGCAAUGUUUCAACAGGACGGAGUUAUUUUGUGCUCAGUGAUCCCACCUACAAAAAUAAAUGAUUUCGAUUGUUAUUUACAAAAAAUAUAACUUUUUUUCCCCAUCGAUAAAGGAGAUACACUCGCGAGCCACUCCGGUAGUGUAAUAGGGAAGUGUGAAAAUGGUGCUAGUUAUGUUGAAACAUGGUCUAUAGAGGAGAACAACUAAAAAAAUAUGUCUAUUUCAUCACGUGCCACCUCACAGAGAACUCAUUGCUUUCAAUUUAAAAGUAAUACAGAUCUUAAUCUUAUGGCCCGGGGGGGGGGGGGGGGGGGGGUUAUAGCCUGCCCAAAAACGCAAAAAUCAUGACGUCAAUCUAACAAUCACUGGGUAAGGAACUCGUUGGAACCGACAGUGUGACUCGUUACACACUGAAAUUUGCACCAUGGGUAAAAAGUAAUGACCCGCAGAACUCUACAAGAUUUGCAUUGCGCGUUAUCACACAGGUAAUAUGUCGUGAUUUUAAAACAGAGCUUCAACGAUAAUAGUUGAAGCAAUUAUCAUUUCAACCAGAGCCGUAGUGAUAACAUUUCUCCAUCGGAGCGAGUAUUGGAAAAGAAAAGAAUAUCUCUGGCCGUGCAGCGGUACAUAUUUUAAAAAACAACAACUGCAGAUUGCCUUACUAAAUCCAAUAGUAGAAUAAAGUAUGCGGAAGCUUGAAUAUAAGAGACAGGACAAUAAGAUGUGAACGUUUCGGCUAGGAGCCUUCCUCAGCAAACAAAAUGCGACAAGAAACAUAGCAUAAUGUCAACUUCGCUUUUGUGUGUUUAGGGCAAAAUCUUCGGGCGGCUAUUUGACCUACUUCCCGUCAACCUAUCAAGCUGAAAUUUGACACACAGACUUUUAGCUGAUAAUAGAUUCUAUCAAAUUUUCAUCCCCAUACCCCCCACAAUAAGUUAUUCAUGUUUUUUUCAAUGGAAGAUAAAGGAACUAUGAUGCCACUACUUUCAUGAAAUAAAACUCCCGAUAACUGCGCAAAUUGAGAUUCUUUUUUUUUUAAUUGCGUUUGUUGCGUAAUUUUUUAUUUUCUUUGUUUUUUUCUGAAAUAUUUGGUGGAAAAAAAAUAUGUAUUGUAAAAGCGGGUGUGACUUUAUUAAUAUAAAAAUAAAAUAAUAAAAACAUUUUGUCACGGAUUUAUAAGAGAAACGUUGUUUUUAUGGGUUGGUUAAUUUUUUAUGUUUGUUUUUAAUUUUUCAAAGCUUGAGGUCUUAAACUCGGUGCUAAGAGUCUGGAAUCCCCUGGAUUAUUCAAUAUUAAGAUAGGAUAUCCCGACUGAAAAUUUUCAAUUUGUUUUUUUGUUUCAUGUGUUAACAUUUGUUUCUCUUUGUUACAGUAACGACAGCAGCAACCCCUCCUCUCUAGUGUCAUAUGUUAACAUUUGUUCCCUUUGUUACAGUAACGACAGCAGCAACCCCUCGUCUCUAGUUUCAUGUGUUAACAUGUGUUUCUCUUUGUUACAGUAACGACAGCAGCAACCCUUCCUCUCUAGUAUCAUGUGUUAACAUUUGUUCCCUUUGUUACAGUAACGACAGCAGCAACCCCUCCUCUCUAGUGUCAUGUGUUAACAUUUGUUUCUCUUUGUUACAGUAACGACAGCAGCAACCCCUCCUCCCUUGUUUCUCUUUGUUACAGUAACGACAGCAGCAACCCCUCCUCUCUUGUUUCUUUUUGUUACAGUAACGACAGCAGCAACCCCUCCUCUCCAGUGGACACACGGUGUAACGAUUCCGGGUUUUUCGACUCCACGCGUCAUCAAAGAUCCAAUUCCAAGAAACACUUACGUCACGACUAUGCAAGGUCGAAGAAACGGAACAUCUUCAGGACGUACGAACCGAACGGUGGGGAGUCCACCCUGGAAAGUAGAAGGAACAGCCUGAAGGAAAUGCGGCAGUUCCGCUCCC
Molecule: messenger RNA, 5540 nt
Organism: Lymnaea stagnalis (great pond snail)
Lineage: Eukaryota; Metazoa; Mollusca; Gastropoda; Lymnaeidae
Source: the annotation of a GenBank genome assembly